UUCAGAUUCGACGGGUUUGUGUUUCCGGUGCCGUCAUCCAGCGCGCGCGUGUUGUCUGAGCCUCGGCUCGAGCAGGAUCCCUUCGGCUCGGAUGCUGCCGCCGCCGCCGCCGCCGCCUCUUUCAGCACCUCGCCACUGACAUGACGGCGGGGACAGAGGGCGCAGAGACAGGCACGGUGGGGACGUGGGAACCGGAAACCGAGCGCAUCCGAACCGCGUCGCGUGCGCAACCGAGCGCGGGGACAAACGCCAAGGGCAGUGCGGCACUCCGCGGGAGGAGAGGUGGAGGAAGAGGAGGAAGAGGAGGAGGAGGUGGUGGUGGAGGAAGAGAAGGAAGAAGGGGGGGUCGAGUAGAGCUACCUUUCACCUCGUUUCUCUACACUCUUCUUUAUUCCUUUCAUUUUUAUUGUUUUUCCCUCCAAAAUGGCUUAAACGCGCGCGCGACAUCCGUGUCAUUCCCUUUGGUCGCUUGGUAACCCGCAGUGGCGCUCGCGACCCACAUCGCUCUUUCUGAAUGAAUAGACCUUAAUUUAAAUACAGCUGAAAUUCUCUCUUUCCUUUAUUAUUAUUAUUAUUUUAUUUCACAAAGUCGGAGUGUUAAUUAAGUAAUUUAUGUCAUUAUCAGUUCUUUAUAGAUUCUGCUUUUUUGUUAUCAUAAAAUAGCGACACUUAUCCGCACUAGCUAACUAGGCUAGCUUCCUAGUGAAUGUCCGUUACUUUUUUGACGUCAGUUUAAAAAAAAAUAGAGCUCGCGAGCCACUUAUUAUUUGUAUAAACUAAUUAACGUGUUAAUUAUUAAUAGUUAAAUAAUUUCUUCUUAAACUUCUUUAAGAAAACCUCAGUAUUUGAUUUUUUUUUGCUAAGCUAACUCCGCAACUUCAUUAAUGUAUUCAGGGAAAGUUAGCUAGUGAUGUUUUAUCCUUAGCUAGCUUAGCUUACCUUAGCUACUGCUACAGCUACAGCAGGCUAGCUAACUGUUUUAAACGGAUCUGUUUAUGUGUUAGGAAGAAAUGGCUAUAUGUGUAAUAUUUAAUGAAGAAACUGAUAUUAUUGUUAUUAACCAAACCUUUCAAUCACACUGCAUAAAAAUUACCUCAGAAAUAGGAGCAUAGCGGCAAAGCUAAUUUUGUAGCCUGACAACAGCUCACUGUGUGUGUGUGUGUGUGAGUGUGUGUGAGUGUAGUUCUACACUACAAUACAUUAUUAGCAAUACGUCAACGUUUUUCCAGGUGGUAAGGUGCAAGCGUUACUGUUACAUUGCUAAGGGACUUGAACAUAUGAGCGUAAGGCUCCGAACUGUCUUGUUCCUGCCGUCGCUUCUCGCGAUCGCGCUCGCGCUCCUCGCAGGCGGGGCCAUGGGCUGCCUCCAGAGCGUGGCGUGUAAGCCGCGCGUGCGGCGCGAGAACAUCGUGGUCUACGAGGUGUCGGCGUCCAUCGACCGGAGCCCCACGGUGGUGGAGGAGAACUCGCCCAUUGUGCUGCGUUACCGGACGCCCUACUUCCGCGCCUCCGCCGGGGUCGUGAUGCCGCCCGUGCCCAGGAACGAGACGUGGACGGUGGGCUGGAUUCAGGCGUGUACGCAGAUGGAGUUUUACAACACGUACGGAGACGCGGGCGCGUCGAGCUGGGAGCUGCCGGAACUGCGCGAAGGCCGCGUGAAAGCCAUCAGCGACUCAGAUGGCGUCAGCUACCCGUGGUACGGCAACACUACAGAAACCGUGACUAUCACAGGUCCGACGUCCAAGCCGUCGCGCCUCACCGUCAGCAUGAACGACAACUUCUACCCGAGCGUGACGUGGGCGGUGCCCGUGGGCGAGAGCAGUGCCCCGGCACUCACUCGCGUCACUCGUGACCAGAGCUUCAUCACGUGGUUGGUGGCACUGAACACUGUGACGCGUGAGAAGAUCCUGCUGCAGACGGUGAGGUGGCGCAUGCGGGUCGACAUUGCCAUCGAUCCUACGAUGCCGCUGGGCUCCCGAGCUACUCUGGUCAGCCAAACGUACCAGGAACAGCCGCUCAUCCUCACCAACAAUGAACCCAUUCCGCCAAACGCACUGACGAGACCCAACGCCAAUGAUGCACAGGUGUUAAUGUGGAGGCCAAGGAGGGGGCCACCGCUAGUCGUCAUCCCCUCCAAAUAGACCAGUUAGUCAAAACUGGAUCACGGUGUAAUGUGGCAAAAAUGCAUCCAUUAGCAUCUGUCUGCCCUCUGUGCAGGAGUAUGGCAUCAUGGAAAAUCGUGGGAGGGUUAGUGGACGGUUUUACAAAUGAAUGGUCAAAACUUGUCUGUGCGUGAGCAAUGGAUGAUGGGAAAUGAAGGGUUCCUCAAUGAUGGACUGCUAAUGGAGAAAUGAAUCCCAAUGCUGAGAAAGGUGAAAAAUCAGUUUAACAGUUAUGUCGGACUGUAGGGUGACGCUCCUCAGUGCAGGACGAUAAGUACCCUAAUCUUGAUCAGUGAUUGAUUGAUACAGACUUCAUUGUGCACAAGCAAGUGGCACUGAAUUACACCAAACUCGAGAAGUAUUAUUAGUAUAAGAAGCUUCAGAUCUUUCACACCGCUUUAGAGAAUGCUAGCAGAGAUGCUUAGCUAGCAAACAUGACUCAAGCAGUGACUGAGAGGUGUAGCAUGAUUAGCGAUGUCUCACACACACACACACAGACACACAGAAAGCUGGUAGGAGUGUGUUUCUGUCCUCCUGCCUGAUCCGGAACGAGUUUCCCCUCACUCUUCCUCACUCAGGUGCUGCACUGUAGGCAGUUUCCAUAUUAGCACACACUCCAUCUGUCCUCCAUCCCUCCUGCAUCCCUCUCUCCCGUCCCCCAUCUGUCCUCCACCCCACCCCGUCCUCUCACACAGACACUCUGCAGGUCCUUUCAGCAUUAAUUUUCCAUCACGUAAACCUCCUACACCCAAGCAUAGCUAAUUAUUGUUAAUCAGCACACACACAGACAAAUUAAAUGAAUGUGGAAAUAAAUCAUGAUUAUUCUCGGGUAAAGGAAAUGCAGGCAGUCGAAAUGAAAAUGCCUUCAAAAGUUAGUCUGCAUGUGGUUAGUUUCUCCAUCAGUCUUUUUCUGUCUCUCUUUUUCUUAUUCUUUUUCUAUAUCUCAUUGUCUCUAUCUGUCACUAUUUAUCUGUCUAUCUAUCUACCCAUCUAUCUAUCUUUAAAUUAUUCUCCAGUUAGCUCCCAGGUUAAUUCCUGACCCUUUAACCCUAUCAAGCCUACAAGGUAAUCAUGUGACUAAGGCGGUCUUGUGACUGGAGAGCUCACACAUGCACACACCCACACCCACACCCACACACACAGUGUUGUAUCAAACCAGGAUGUUAAACACCAGCAGCAUAUUUGGACGUCACACCUGAAAAUCAUUUUGAUCUUAAACGAUGACAUUUUCUUAGAGGAAAAAUAAACUAGUUUCUCAAAAUUGAAACAAAUAAUUAAAUGAAAGACCUUUCUUGAAGAUCAACACUUAACGCCUCUGCAGCUGAUUUCACUUUGAAUAUUGCUUCUUCGUAUCCAUAUCAAGUCUAUGCAAUGGCUGCACACGUGCUAGCUAACUGUUAAGAAGAAGAAGCCUCGGACUCAGAGCAUGGAAAG
Molecule: messenger RNA, 3596 nt
Organism: Pangasianodon hypophthalmus (striped catfish)
Lineage: Eukaryota; Metazoa; Chordata; Actinopteri; Siluriformes; Pangasiidae
Gene: fam78ba
Product: family with sequence similarity 78 member Ba
Exons: 2
Coding region: 1278-2141 (287 amino acids)
Source: RefSeq, a predicted model, not a curated record